This is a messenger RNA of Lachancea thermotolerans CBS 6340, 3303 nucleotides long. RefSeq names its product valine--tRNA ligase (gene VAS1). Bases 1 to 3303 code for a protein of 1100 amino acids. The record is from RefSeq and is a predicted model, not a curated record. The transcript has a single exon. NCBI's taxonomy places the organism in Eukaryota, Fungi, Ascomycota, Saccharomycetes, Saccharomycetales, Saccharomycetaceae. Gene Ontology annotation, cellular component: cytosol. Gene Ontology annotation, molecular function: aminoacyl-tRNA deacylase activity; valine-tRNA ligase activity; ATP binding. Gene Ontology annotation, biological process: valyl-tRNA aminoacylation.
AUGUAUAAGAGCGUGGCGAGGCUUGCGAUACCUAGUUUUAGAUACCCGGUACCGCAAUUUCACCAUAAGCUACAAUUUAUAGGAGGUUUUACGUCGAUCAGGCCAAAAUCAACGAUAAAAGGCACCAUGAGCGCUGAACAGUUACCUCCAGUGGACCCCAAGACCGGAGAGAUUAUCAUCAAUCCUCUGAAGGAGGACGGGACCGAGAAGAGUAGUAAGGAGAUCGAGAAAGAGAGAAAGAAGGCCGAAAAGCUUUUGAAAUUCGCAGCCAAACAGGCCAAGAAGACCGAAGCUGCAAGCAAACAGGCUGCCGCUCCAAAGAAAGAAAAGAAGAAGAAGGAGGUGGAGCCUAUCCCAGAGUUUGUGGACAAAACUGUGGCCGGUGAGAAGAAGGUCCUCGUGUCCUUAGAAGACCCAGCUCUCAAAGCCUACAACCCCGCCAAUGUGGAGAGUUCCUGGUACGACUGGUGGGUGAAGUCCGGGUUUUUCGAGCCUGAGUUCACUGAGGACGGCAAGGUGAAACCUGAAGGCUUGUUCUGCAUUCCUGCUCCCCCUCCAAAUGUCACUGGUGCCCUGCACAUCGGACACGGUUUGACAAUUUCCAUCCAGGACUCUUUGAUCAGAUACAACAGAAUGAAGGGCAAGACUGUGCUUUUCCUACCUGGUUUCGACCAUGCCGGUAUCGCUACUCAAUCUGUUGUCGAGAAACAGGUGUGGGCGAAGGAAAAGAAGACUAGACACGACUAUGGCAGAGAGGCUUUUGUUAAAAAAAUAUGGGAGUGGAAAGAAGACUACCACAAGAGAAUUAAGACGCAAAUCAACAAGCUCGGUGCUUCUUAUGAUUGGAGCCGUGAAGCUUUUACUCUCAGCCCGGAGCUCUCAAAGUCUGUUACUGAGGCUUUUGUUAGAUUGCACGAAGAAGGCAUUAUCUACCGUGCUUCAAGACUGGUCAACUGGUCUGUCAAACUAAACACCGCCAUUUCCAAUCUCGAAGUGGAAAACAAAGAUGUCAAAGCCAGAACUCUGCUGUCCGUUCCUGGCUAUGAUGAGAAGGUUGAAUUUGGUGUCCUCACGUCUUUCGCAUACCCUGUCGUGGACUCCGAUGAGAAGCUGAUAGUGGCCACUACCAGACCUGAGACCAUGUUCGGUGACACUGGUAUCGCUGUCCACCCAGACGACCCUCGUUACAAGCACCUGCACGGGAAGUUCGUUCAGCAUCCUUUCUUGCCCAGAAAAAUCCCCAUCUUUUGCGACAGUGAGGCCGUUGAUAUGGAAUUUGGUACCGGUGCCGUGAAGAUGACCCCUGCCCAUGACCAAAACGAUUACAAUACUGGUAAGCGUCACAACCUUGAAUUCAUUAAUGUGUUGACUGACACCGGUCUGCUCAACGAGAAUUGUGGUCCUGAAUGGUGUGGCAUGAAGAGAUUUGAUGCCAGAAAGAAUGUUAUUGAGGCAUUGAAGCAAAAGGGGUUAUACAUCGGCCAAGAAGAUAACGAAAUGACUAUUCCUACCUGCUCAAGAUCAGGGGACAUUAUUGAACCUUUACUGAAGCCUCAAUGGUGGGUUUCUCAAUCUGACAUGGCCAAGGAAGCCAUCAAAGCUGUCAAAGACGGCAGAAUCACUAUCACACCUAAGUCUUCAGAGGCUGAAUACUUCCACUGGCUUGAGAACAUUCAAGACUGGUGUAUUUCUAGACAACUGUGGUGGGGACAUCGUUGCCCAGUCUACUUCGUUGAGAUUGAGGGACAAGAACAUGAUGAGAUUGAUGGUGAGUACUGGGUGUCUGGUAGAAACCUAGAAGAAGCUCAGGCUAAGGCUGCCAAGAAAUUCCCUAACGAGAAGUACACUCUAAGACAGGAUGAAGACGUUCUGGAUACGUGGUUUUCCUCUGGCCUGUGGCCAUUCUCUACUAUUGGCUGGCCCGAGAAAACCGAAGACAUGUCAAGGUUCUACCCAUUCUCAAUGUUGGAAACUGGUUGGGACAUCCUUUUCUUCUGGGUCUCUAGGAUGAUCUUGCUAGGCCUGAAAUUAACAGGCGAAAUUCCCUUCAAAGAAGUUUUCUGCCACUCGUUAGUUCGUGACGCCCAGGGCCGGAAGAUGUCUAAGUCUUUGGGUAACGUUAUUGACCCACUAGAUGUUGUUAGCGGUAUUAGCUUGGAGGAUCUGCAUGCCAAGCUCUUAGGUGGUAAUCUUGACCCAAGAGAAGUUGAGAAGGCUAAGAGUGGACAAAAAGAGUCUUACCCCAACGGUAUUCCACAGUGUGGUACCGAUGCUCUGAGAUUUGCUCUCUGUGCAUACACCACUGGUGGCCGUGACAUCAAUCUGGACAUCUUGCGUGUUGAGGGCUACAGAAAGUUCUGUAACAAGAUCUAUCAGGCCACCAAGUUCGCUUUGAUGCGCCUUGGCGGUGACUACCAGCCACCUGCCGAAGAGAAGUUGUCAGGUAACGAAUCGCUUGUUGAGAAAUGGAUCUUAACUAAAAUGACUGACUAUGCGAAGUCCAUCAAUGAAGCACUUGAAAAGCGUGACUUUUUGACUUCGACUAGUGGUAUUUACGAAUUCUGGUACCUGGUGUGUGACGUCUACAUUGAGAACUCUAAGUACUUGAUCAAUGAAGGCUCAGAAGCGGAAAAGAAAUCAGCUAAGGACACACUUUACAUUUUGAUCGACAAUGCGUUGAGGCUGAUCCAUCCAUUCAUGCCUUUCAUUUCCGAGGAAAUGUGGCAACGUCUCCCCAAGCGUUCUACUGAAACUUCGCCAACCAUCGUCAAAGCUUCCUACCCAGUCUACAAAAAGGAGUUUGAUGACAAGAAGGUUAGUGAGGAAUACGAAUUGAUUCUAGAUGCUAUCAAGGAGGCACGUUCCUUGCUUGCGCAAUACGGCAUUUUGAAAAACGGAAAGGUCUUCAUCGAAUCUUCCAAUGCAGCAUUCUUCGAAACUGCCACUUCUCAGAAGGAGUCCAUCGUUUCGUUGAUCAAAGCCAUUGAUGAAGUCAAUGUUGUGAAAGCCUCUUCAGAUGUCCCAGAAGGUGCCGUUUUGCAAGCCGUAAACCCUGAGGUCAAUGUCCACGUUUUGGUGAAAGGACAUGUCGACAUUGACUCUGAAAUUUCCAAGACUCAAUCUAAGUUGGAGAAGGCUCAGAAGACAAAGGAAGGUAUUGAGAAGAUCAUGACAAGUAAGGACUACGAAGCUAAAGCUAAUGACCAAGCCAAGGCUUCCAACAAGGCUAGAUUUGAAAACACAUUGGCCGAAAUUGAGGGUCUGGAAGCUACGAUUGCAAACCUGGAACGCUUGAAGUUGUAA